Molecule: messenger RNA, 1339 nt
Organism: Boeremia exigua
Lineage: Eukaryota; Fungi; Ascomycota; Dothideomycetes; Pleosporales; Didymellaceae
Product: dienelactone hydrolase
Exons: 1
Coding region: 194-1015 (273 amino acids)
Molecular function (GO): hydrolase activity
Source: RefSeq, a predicted model, not a curated record
UGUGUAGCACGCGCAUGUCACUGCAGCACGCACAUAAAGCGUGCCUGCGCGACACAUCUCAGUAAGCAUCUCUAGAACCGCAUCGGUACUUAUUUCCGGAGCUGACGCUCGAGUCCGCCAUCUCGAGCGCUGUGCUUCCCAACAAGUCCGAGCGAGCACCGCCAACACCACACCCUCGCACUCGCACCCUAUCAUGUCCUGCCCCGACUGCUUCCGCGGCGGCGCUGCAACCGGCACGCCCAGCGGCACUAUGGAGUCCCUACACGGCAUACCCACCUACAUCGCAAACCCCCCGUCGGCAUCCCCAGCCAAUCCCACCCCCGCCUCGACCAUCGUCCUCUUCACCGACGCCUUCGGCCACCUCCUGCCCAACAACCUCCUCCUCGCUGACGCCCUCGCCGCACGCACCCACCUCACCGUGUUGGUCCCCGACAUCAUCCCCGGCGGCGGCAUGAGCCCGUCCAUCCUACCACUAAUGGACACCUUCGCCUCGGCGUCCGCCAGCGCGCUCGCGAAAUCCUGGGCCCUGGCGCGCGCCAUGCGGCACGUGAUCCCGUUCUUCGUGCGCGCGAGUCCGCAGAGCACCGCGUGCACGACAGCCUGCGAGGCGUAUGUGCGGGCGGUGCGGGGCGCGCUGGGCGCGGGCGCGAAGCUGGGCGUCGCGGGGUACUGCUGGGGCGGGUACGAGGCGUUGCAUGUUGCGCGGCAGGGGGGCUUGGUGGACGCCGUGUUUGUGGCGCAUCCGGCGCGGUUCGAGGUCGAGCAGGUGGUGGGUGCCGUGGGGAACGGGGUGAAAGUGGGGUUCGCGCAUGCGGGAGACGAUAUGUCGCUGCCCGGGGGGAAGGUGGAGGAACUGAGAAAGGUGCUUGAGGGAAGUGAGGCGCUGGAGGUGAGGGUUUACGAGGGGUGUGCGCAUGGGUUUGCGGUUAGGGCUACGCCGGGGAAGGAGAAGGAGGCCAGUGCGGCUGAUGAGGCGUUGGCCCAGGUUGUUGCGUGGUUUGAGAAGUGGCUGUGACGGUGGUUGAAGACGAAGGCAUUGGGGGAAGAUGGGUCUGACAUGCUCCUUCUGGUUGGUUUCAUCGAGCUGAAUACGGCCGUGCGAAAGAUGCCUUGCGAAAGAUGCCUCGAUGAAGAUACCUACUCUGCGAAAGAUUCUUACCUUGCGAAAAAUUCCUACCUUACGAAAGACACCUACCUUGCGAACAUUAUCUUUGUCCAUGUCGCGAUGAGCUUUAAUGCUGAAUGUUGUGGUAAAUUUGGGCCAGACGCGUAAUGCUGAUAUUGAAGCGAGUCUGGUCUCAGAGUGCCUCGACGUCCGUUCCGAAUUGGCGACCAGCGA